UCUGUCGCAGAGGCUUCUGGGAAAACGAGUCCGAGCAUUUGGUAAUUCCAGCUCUCGCUCCCUAUUUCUCCACAGCUAACAAGAUGCCGGCCGUUCAUCAUAAACUGCUUUUGGAGGAGGCCUUGCAUGAUAGUCCUCAGACUCGCUCCUUGCUGAGUGUGUUCGAGGAAGAUGCGGGGAUGCUAACAGAAUACACCAACCAGCUGCUGCAGUCCAUGCAGCGGGUAUUUGGAGCGCAGAGCGAGAUGGGAUUGGCCACAGAGCAGCUCUCGCAGCGCCUUCUGGAAUAUGAGAAGAAAAAUUUUGCCCUUGGAAAAGGGGAUGAAGAGGUCAUCUCUACGCUGCAGAACUUUGCAAAAAGUGUUGGAGAGCUGAACUCCCUCCACUCCGAGCUGGCCAACCAGAUGGCUGACAGCAUGGUUUUUCCUUUGAUCCAGUUCCGGGAGAAAGACCUCACAGAGAUAAGCACCUUAAAAGAAAUAUUUGGCAUUGCCACUGAUGAGCAUGAAGCUGCAAUGGUCAAGUACAGUCGGCUGCCCAAGAAGAAGGAGAAUGAGAAGCUGAAGGCUGACCUGGUGAAGGAGGUGGCCUACACCCGAAGGAAGCAGCACCAGGCCUCUCUGCAGUACUACUGUGCCCUCAACGCCUUGCAGUAUCGCAAGAGAGUAGCCAUGCUUGAACCGAUGCUAGGCUACACUCAGGCACAGAUCAGUUUUUUCAAGAAAGGCAUUGAGCUGGUUUCAAAGAAGAUGGACACUUUUCUCUCCUCUGUGUCCAACAUGAUGCAAAAUAUCCAGACCCAGCUGGACUCUGAGGCAGAAGCCAUGCGCAUGUCUCAGAAAGAACUUCUAUCUGCAGACGACGCCAUCUAUAUGCCAGAUAAGGACUCUGAGCCUGUUAACCGCACACUCAUCCAGAAGGCCGGCUACCUCAACAUUAGGAAUAAAACAGGCCUGGUGACGACAGCCUGGGAUCGGCUGUUCUUUUUCACACAGGGAGGGAAUCUCAUGUGUCAGCCUCGGGGCGCGGUGGCGGGGGGCAUGGUGCUGGACCUGGACAACAGCUCCGUCAUGGCUGUGGAGUGCGAGGACAGGCGCUACUGUUUUCAGAUCACUUCCCCUUCAGGAAAGACCUCCAUGAUUUUACAAGCUGAGAGCCAAAAGGAAUAUGAAGAGUGGAUUUGUACAGUUAACAACAUUUCCAGGCAGAUUUAUCUCACAGACAACCCAGAGGCUGUGGCCAUUCGAUUGAACCAAACAGCCAUCCAGGCCGUCACUCCAAUCACCAGCUUUGAAAAGAGGCAAGAAGGCUCCCCCAACCCUGACAGAGCAAAGCCAGGUGGUAUCCCCCCUGCUGGCAGCGAUUCUCAGAAAUCCGGGGCUGGUCCAGAGCCGGAGGACCUGAUCGCCCCUGGAACCCCAAUUCAGUUUGAUAUCAUGCUGCCAGCAUCUGAGUUCCAGGACCAGAACAGAGGCGGUGGGAGACGUACAAACCCGUUUGGAGAAACAGAUGAUGACUCCAAAGCAGCGAGUGAUGACUCCCUUCUGCAGCAGGUUUUCGCUGUUCGUUUUCUGGGUUCCAUGGCCGUUCGCUGUGGCAACAACCGGGAGGUGAUCUACGAGGCCAUGAGGCAGGUGCUGGCUGCCCGAGCCAUCCACAACAUCUUCAGGACCACAGAGUCCCAUCUCAUGAUCACGAGCAGCAGCCUGAGACUGAUUGACCCACAGACUCAGGUCACAAGAAUAAGUUUUCAACUAGAGGAAGUGUGUCAGUUUGCAGCUCACCAAGAAAAUGGGAGGCUGAUGGGAUUUGUGGUUGAAGGAAUAGACUGGAGUGAUGGGAACGGCGAAGGAGAGCCGUCGUUUAGUGCUUUCGUCUUUGAGAGCAACACAGAAGGGGAAAAGAUUUGUUACACGAUAAACCUGGCAAAAGACAUCACAGAAGCCAAGAAGGACCCAGAGGCCCUAGCCGAACUAAUGAAGAACAUGCCUUUAACCAAUGACGGAAAGUUCCUGCUCCUAGAACCCGAGACGGGCGACACCGACGAUGGAGCGGGUCCUGAAGAUUUGGAGUCUGAGGCUUAGGUCCUCUAUGACUCCCAAAUCAAGGGGGAGCAUAGAGAUGGCUUUGCUCUGUAAGGCUCGCUGUGGUUAAAGGUCUCAGACUCUGGUACUUGAACACCACACCUAGAUUGUAGUUCACUUCCAGUGAUCCUCUGCAACUCGAUCUCCUUUCCUUUUGCUCUACUAAAAGCUGAGGUCGUUGACAGGAGUGUUUGUUUCUAUAAUGCGGACUUUUAGAGUUUCCAUUCUCUUUUUGAACAUUCUAGAUACUAGUUGUGUUUUUUUGUGCGUUUACUCAACCAUCGAACGGAAAGUUAUCAUCAUUCCCUUUGGGUUUACAUAGUUUGAAGUUUUCUCAUAAAUACGUUGUAAUUGUUUAAAACUUAUAUUUAAGGUGUUUAUGAAUCUACUUUAGAGUUGAUUUCUUGAUUGUUUGCACUUUUAAAGGUUCAUACUUUUUAACAAUUCGUGGUUACAAAAUGCACUAAUACAUUCGUCUGAAAAACCUACAAUUUAAAAAUAAAAAAAGCUAAACGGUUUGUCUGCAGAGUAGUGAGACGGCAUAUCUUCCAGCACUGACCUGAAGUGUGCACUCGUACCACAAAGUGACUGCAAUCCUGACCAUUUUAAGCAUUCCCCCUUAACUCGCUUAAUGCUUGACAUUAUUCUCCACUACCUUUUCAAAAGCAAGUCAUGAUUUGUAUGCUGGAUCCCAACACCUACUCUGUGCUCCUUUCCUCAGACGCUUGUGUAAAUAUGAUCUGUCAGAAUGUCUACGGAGUUUAAUCAGUCACUCUGCUCGGACUCUCGCAGCGUAUGAUUAAAUAAAGCCAUUUUCUCCGGUUCCCUCUGCAGAAGAUUAAAGCCUCGACUCUGAGCACUGAGCCGUAGUGCUAAAAGAAAUCAGCUGAAAUGCUUCAGUAAUGCAUGCAGACAGACCCCAGUCAGGUACUCCAGUCUGAGGAAGAGCAUGCUUCACAUACUUAUGAAUGCUAAUCAAAGUGGAAGAACUAAUGGCAUCAUCUUCUGUCCCUCUGCAUUUGGUUUGCAGUUCUGGCUUGUUUAAACCCAUUUCAACACCAAGAACUAACAGUCUUAAGAAUGAAAAUGGAUACAAGCCUUUGAAAAAUCUGCCUCACUUUUAAAAAAUCCCCAGAAAGAGUCAAGGUGUGGCCUUUUAAAGACCCACUCUGAUCAUCUUUUCAUCCAUUUUCAAAGUCUUCACAGUGGUGUCUUUUAGCUAUCAUGAUGCCGAUUUUAGCCUAAAUCAGGAAACCUGUGCCAUUUUCAAGGACAUCCUUAGAAAGUCACCUCUGAGUAGUUCAUAGUAAGCCUGCUCCCACUUUCCGUCAUCCAUCUGCUAACAUUACCGGUGCAACAAUACUGGUGAACAAUCUUGGAGCUAUCCAGCCGUACAGUUUUGAACCAGGUGUCAGCCCAGACGAGGAAAACAAAGACGUGCAUGGAUCUACUCGUCUACAAGUGGAUCAGAAUGGAGCGGAACAGGGAGCUGGUGACCUGCCCAGUAUAUUUCAGACGUCACAAAUAAGCUCUUUUUUUGUCUGCUCCUGAUUCAUAACAAUUGGAAUAAAUAAAUACUCAGAAACGAA
Oryzias latipes (Japanese medaka) is the source of this 3673-nucleotide messenger RNA. RefSeq names its product adaptor protein, phosphotyrosine interaction, PH domain and leucine zipper containing 2 (gene appl2). NCBI's taxonomy places the organism in Eukaryota, Metazoa, Chordata, Actinopteri, Beloniformes, Adrianichthyidae. Gene Ontology annotation, cellular component: cytoplasm; endosome membrane. The record is from RefSeq and is a predicted model, not a curated record. Gene Ontology annotation, molecular function: protein binding. Gene Ontology annotation, biological process: signaling.